AUGGUCAUGGCGGAUGGCCCGAGGCACUUGCAGCGCGGGCCGGUUCGGGUGGGGUUCUACGACAUCGAGGGCACGCUGGGCAAGGGCAACUUCGCUGUGGUGAAGCUGGGGCGCCACCGCAUCACCAAGACCGAGGUGGCCAUAAAAAUCAUAGAUAAAUCUCAACUGGAUGCGGUGAAUCUAGAGAAAAUCUACAGAGAAGUCCAAAUAAUGAAAAUGUUAGACCACCCUCACAUAAUAAAACUCUACCAGGUGAUGGAGACCAAAAGCAUGUUGUACCUUGUCACUGAAUAUGCCAAAAAUGGAGAGAUUUUUGAUUACCUUGCAAAUCAUGGCCGCUUGAGUGAGUCUGAGGCAAGGCGAAAAUUCUGGCAAAUACUGUCUGCAGUAGAUUACUGUCAUAGUCGGAAGAUUGUACACCGAGACCUCAAGGCUGAAAAUCUACUGCUAGAUAACAACAUGAAUAUCAAAAUAGCAGAUUUUGGUUUUGGAAACUUCUUUAAGAGUGGUGAACCGCUGGCUACAUGGUGUGGCAGCCCUCCUUAUGCAGCCCCAGAAGUCUUUGAAGGACAACAGUAUGAAGGACCACAACUGGAUAUUUGGAGCAUGGGAGUAGUUCUUUAUGUCCUUGUCUGUGGAGCUUUGCCUUUUGAUGGACCAACUCUCCCUAUCCUGAGACAAAGGGUACUGGAAGGAAGAUUCCGUAUUCCGUAUUUCAUGUCAGAAGAUUGUGAGCAUCUCAUCCGAAGAAUGUUGGUCUUAGAUCCAUCUAAGAGGCUGACAAUAGCCCAAAUAAAAGAGCACAAGUGGAUGCUGGUGGAAGUUCCAGUACAAAGACCUGUUCUCUAUCCACAAGAGCAAGAAAAUGAGCCAUCUCUUGGGGAGUAUAAUGAGCAGGUCCUGCGGCUAAUGCAUAGCCUUGGAAUAGAUCAACAGAAAACCAUGGAGUCUUUGCAAAACAAGAGUUAUAACCACUUUGCUGCUAUCUAUUACUUAUUGGUGGAAAGACUGAAAUCGCACCGGAGCAGCUUCCCCGUGGAGCAGAGAGUUGAUGCCCGCCAGCGUCGGCCCAGCACUGUUGCUGAACAGACAGUUGCCAAGGCACAAACUGUUGGUCCCCCAAUGGCCAUACGUUCACCAAACAUGAGACUGAUGAGGUCACCCAUCCUCCCUCAGACAUCAAAUGUGGAGGUCUUUUCCUUUCCAAAUUCUGGAUGCCAGGCCGAGGCAACAUUCAUGGAAGAAGAACGAGUUGAUACACCAAAGGUGAAUGGUUGUCUGCUGGACCCAGUGCCCCCCAUAAUGGUGAGAAAAGGAUGCCAAUCACUGCCUAGUAAUAUGAUGGAGACCUCCAUUGAUGAAGGAAUAGAGACAGAAGGAGAGUCUGAGGAAGACCCUAGCCAUUCAUUUGAUGCUUUCCAGUCAACACGCUGUGGACAGAGACGUCACACACUGGCAGAAGUGACCAACCAGCUAGUCAUGAUGCCUGGCACAGGGAAAGUCUUUUCUGUGAAUGACCACCCCUCCUUGGGCAGUGUGGAUUCUGAGUAUGACAUGGGAUCCAUUCAGAGGGAUCUGAACUUUCUAGAGGACAACCCAUCCCUGAAGGACAUUAUGUUGGCCAAUCAGCCUACACACCGCUUGACACCUCCUUUCAUAAGCAUAAGACCUGCCAAUCCAGCCAUGCAGGUGCUAAGCUCACAGAAACGGGAGACUCACAACAGGUCCCCAGUAAGCUUCAGAGAAGGCCGUAGGGCAUCAGAUACCUCUCUCACACAAGGGCUUGUAGCAUUUAGACAGCACCUACAGAAUCUGGCCCGAACCAAAGGAAUUCUUGAACUGAACAAAGUCCAGUUGCUAUAUGAACAGAUGGGGUCAGAGGCAGAACCCAGCUUAGCAUCAGCUGCUCCCCAACUCCAAGACCUUGUCAGCAGUGCCUCACAGGAGGAAGCCACUCAGCAGCAGGAAAAUGCCUCUGCUUUUCCAAACACUGUGCAUCCACAGCUUUCCAGACGACAAAGCCUAGAGACCCAAUACCUGCAGCACAGACUCCAGAAACCCAAUCUCCUGUCAAAAGCACAGAACACUUGCCAACUAUAUUGCAAGGAAUCUCCCCGGAGCCUGGAACAGCAGCUGCAGGAGCACAGGCUUCAUCAGAAACGGCUCUUCCUUCAGAAGCAGUCCCAGCUGCAGGCGUACUUUAACCAGAUGCAGAUAGCGGAGAGUUCCUACCCACGGCCAAACCAGCAGCUGCCGCUUCCCCACCAGGAGCAGCUCUCCAGUCCUCAGGCUCAGCCGUCGCAGCCACCCCAGUUCAGCCUGGCUCAGUCGCUAAGCCCGGUCCUAGAGCCUUCCUCAGAGCAAAUGCAAUACGACCCCUUCCUCGGCCAGUACCGCAAACUGCAGCUCCCGCCCCUGCCCUCCUCCCAGGUCCCCGGCUCUCCUCCUCCGCUGCCAUCCCAGCUGCAGCAGCAGCCGCCGCAGCCGCCAGCGGCACCCCCACCCCUACCCUUCUCCUAUCAGACUCGUGAGCUGCCAGGUGCUGCCCCCCCAGAGCCAGACUAUCCUGCCCCCUGCCAGUAUUCCAUGGACCCAGCUCAGCAAAGCAAUGUAGCAUUACCAGACUGUCCCAGGGGCUCCGGGCCAAGGGAGUCCCCCUCCAGCUAUGACCCGUUAGCGCUCUCCGAGUUGCCUGGACUUUUUGAUUGUGAAAUGGUAGAGGCUGUUGACCCUCAGCCCAGCGGCUAUGUCCUAGUGAAUUAGCCCCAGCACGCAGUGUUCACGUCAGGAAGCAAGGCAAGCAGGGCAAAGGAAAAGAGUGUGGAUUUUUGUUUUUAUUCCAACCUGAAAUUCACAACUUAUUUUCCUGCAUUUCCCCUUUUGGGGAAAUGUCAAAAUUGCCCAACUGGAACUGUCGGGGCCUGGCUGAGGAGGCUAGGUGGGGAGUUCAGCCUGGCCUUGUCCACAGGAGCUUCAGAGGCAGGUACUGGAAUGUAGCUGUUAGGAGGAAGACCGGAGCACCAGAAAACGUUUUUGUAGGAAGAAAGGAAUUCACACCUUCAUUUUAUACCAAGUUAUACCAGUCAGUGAUCAAGGGAAACCUGGUGAAUGCACGAACAUGCGGCAGGGCCUUUUUCCUGGCCAAAAAAAAGCAAUAUAUUUUUCACUGAAAUAAAGCAACAAGUGUUAGGCGCUAAAAGGUAAAUCAAGAAUGCUUAUGGACUGUGAGUACACAGGAGAUUUUAAAAGAAAGUUGUA
Gracilinanus agilis (Agile Gracile Mouse Opossum) is the source of this 3258-nucleotide messenger RNA. It is a transcript of the gene SIK2, whose product is annotated as salt inducible kinase 2. The record is from RefSeq and is a predicted model, not a curated record. Gene Ontology annotation, biological process: protein phosphorylation; intracellular signal transduction; microtubule cytoskeleton organization. Lineage: Eukaryota; Metazoa; Chordata; Mammalia; Didelphimorphia; Didelphidae. Gene Ontology annotation, molecular function: protein serine/threonine kinase activity; ATP binding; tau-protein kinase activity. The transcript has 15 exons. Bases 1 to 2763 code for a protein of 920 amino acids. Gene Ontology annotation, cellular component: cytoplasm.